AAUUAAUCCAACGUCCAAUGUAUUAUUAGUGGGCACAAAGAACAAACCUAACGUCCAAUGUAUUACACCAAGAACAAACCCAACGUCCAAUAUAUUAGUGGGAACCAAGAAUGAAUCCAACGUCCAAUGUAUUAUUAUACCAAGAACAAACCCAACAUCCAAUAUAUUAGUGGGAACCAAGAAUGAAUUCAACGUCCAAUAUAUUAGUAGGCAACAAGAAUCCAACGUCCAAUGUAUUA
Messenger RNA from Racocetra persica, 239 nucleotides. NCBI's taxonomy places the organism in Eukaryota, Fungi, Glomeromycota, Glomeromycetes, Diversisporales, Gigasporaceae. The record is from the annotation of a GenBank genome assembly.